Aphanomyces astaci is the source of this 1222-nucleotide messenger RNA. RefSeq lists its product as hypothetical. Bases 26 to 1156 code for a protein of 376 amino acids. NCBI's taxonomy places the organism in Eukaryota, Oomycota, Saprolegniomycetes, Saprolegniales, Verrucalvaceae. The record is from RefSeq and is a predicted model, not a curated record. The transcript is spliced from 6 exons.
AGGCAAUUCAUCGGCAACUUGGACGAUGGUGUUGUUUGUGGGCCUGUCGUCCCUUGUGUUUGGGGCGUACACGUUGCUCGUCCUCAUCUCGCGUGUAUUGUUGUGUGACAUCGACCCGGGUCACGAUUAUGUCAAGCGACAUGCUCUGACUGCGCUCGCGUGCAUCUGGUUGUCGUGGGACUUGAACAACUAUUUGUGGCUGCGCUGGAUUAUGGACGUCGUGGCGGUGGUGAAUGCGUACUCGUGUCACUCGAUGGUGAUCCGCGGCAACGGGUACACGUCUGUGUCGCUCAAGGGCAAAGUUGCCAUCGUCACGGGUGCCAACAACGGGAUUGGCUUGGAAACCGCGCGGCAGUUGGCCAAGCAAGGCGCGCACGUCGUCUUUGCAUGCCGCUCCAAGGAACGGGCGGAGGCUGCCAUCAAAAGCGUCGCAAAGUCCGUCGGCGCGUCGGCGGCGACUCUCCAAUUCUUGCCGUUGGACCUUGCCGACUCCAAGUCGAUCCGUGCAUUUGCCGACUUGUUUCGCAAGUCCAAGUUGCCCCUGGACAUUUUGGUCAACAACGCCGGUGUCAACUACUACAAACGCGAAACGACCGCCGACGGCCACGAACGCGUGUUCGGGAUCAACCAUUUGGGUCCAUUCCUGCUCACAAACCUUCUCUUGCCCACGCUGCUCAAGUCCGACGCCCCGCGCAUCGUCAACGUUGGCUCGUGCUUGAUGAAGUUUGCCAACGCGAUUCCAUUUGACGACUUGAUGACCAAGAAGCACAGCUACGGCAAUGGACUCUACACGUACAACUGGUCCAAGCUCGCCAACUAUCUGUUUACUUUGGAACUGCACCGUCGGUAUGGGGACAAGCACAACCUCACGGCGACUUGCGUGCAUCCUGGCCUUGUGAUCUCCAACAUGCAAGACAACAUGCACCCUGCGUUUGCUUUUGUGGCCAAGUACUUGAGCGUGUUGCGCCCCCUCGUCCUGCAGACGGCCGAAGCUGGUGCGCACUCGCCGGUGUUUGCCGCCAUCAGCCCCGCGCUUAAGGGCGGCGAGUAUGUCGAGCGAUGCGAAGUCGUGGAGCCCGCCCCCGCGCUCAAGAACGACAGGGCCGCCAAGCGCCUUUGGGAUAUCAGUUGCAACCUCACUGACUGGAAAAAGUAGAUUGAAAUGAUUAAUUCACGCUGUGGCUUUGAUCGACCACGGGCUUGGGCCGUGUGUUGAACACGA